GAAUACCAAUAUUGUAUGAUCUAUGCAAGGGGUCUCGCAUUGAACAGAUACUAAACGAGUUACAGUAUGUUGUUGAGAAAAAUGCGUUUGACGAUCUUUUUUCUUCUGUGCCUUUUGAUUGCUGUACUUUGUCAAGGAACACAACCAAAGAAAAAUGUCGCCUCGCAAGAUGUUGGCAUGUCUUCCACUUUUAAACAAGAGAUAUUGAAUCUAAUGGGGCUCCCUCGUAGACCACGACCGAACAUGGUAACUCGUCUGUACGGCCGACGAUUCUCUGCUCCGUUGUACAUGAUGAAACUCUAUAACAGUCUAUCGCAGAACCAGACUUAUCAUGAUGGAUUCUGUUGUAAUGGAACUAUAGCAGAUUGGAGAGCAUUAGGAGCAGAUACCAUCAUGAGUUACUUGAAUCAAGUGAAAGGAAAGCGACCCAAAAUCUCCCACCAUCAUGCAAUCUUCAAAUUCAAAGUCGAAUCUCCUCAAKGUGAAAAAGUUACAGCAACAGAGUUCCGUCUGUACAAGGAAAUCAUGCCAGCAGACAAACAGUCGUGGCGAAACUCCACGUAUGUGGUUCGCUUGUACCAAAUCAUUUACCCAGCCCAGGUAUUAGAUCUACUGCAGACUAGAGUAUUACGAAAUUGGGAGAGUGGAUGGCAGGCGUUUGAUAUCACAAAAGCUGGCAAAGUUUGGUCCGAAAAUCCAUCCAAAAAUUAUGGUCUCGAGUUGUCAAUCGUCAAUCUGUAUGACGAAGAGGUCAGUCCAUAUCGGGCUGGUUUUGUUGGAUUUCAUGGGCCUCAAGAAAAACGACCGUUUCUGGUUUCAUUUUUUCGCCAAGAUGGCAAUGGCGAAUAUUUCAAGCGAUUUUACCCAGAAGAGGURCGUCAGCACCGAGCUGCAAGAGUACCGCGUUCUCUCGACUCUCAAUUAGGCGGGGGAGGGGGGAACUAUCAGCAAGGCGGAAGUAAAUUAUGUCAACUUCGUCUUCUGCAUGUCAGUUUUCGUAAACUUCGCUGGCAAGAUUGGGUGAUCGCGCCUGAAGGUUACUCCGCAUUCUACUGUCACGGAGAGUGCUCUUUUCCUUUGAACUCCAAUAUGAAUGCAACAAACCACGCUAUCGUACAAACGCUUGUCCAUCUGAUGAAUCCCAAGACAGUACCCAAACCCUGCUGUGCACCGACCAAGUUGUCUCCUAUAUCUGUAUUGUUCUUUGAUGACAGUAAUAACGUUGUGUUGAAAAAGUACAACAGCAUGGUUGUUAAAGCUUGUGGUUGUCACUAAAGGUACAUUGUUCAUAAGAUCAGCAACCGUUCAAGAUAACAGAAGACGUAUCAAACGGCUAAUGUCUGGUUUCACGAUAGUUUUAGAAUGAGGAAUUCAUCUCAUGAACUUGGUGAACGCAGUGUACAUUAAGUACGACAGUGGAUAUUAUUCGGAAUGAUUUCAGGGGGGGGGGGGAUCUGUUGUCUGGAAAGGCAUCACAUAGCGCCUUUUUAGGUCUUACCUUCUCCUUCAUUCUUAUUUUUCAACUCCAGACUAGUCACCCAAUGCACCCCGAAGAUCAGUCAUGAACAUCAGUCAUGAUUUUUGAAAAGUAUGAUUUUUUAAAGAAAACCUUUGCUUGACACAAGAGAAGACUGUUUUCAUGCAGAAUUUCAAGUUUUGAAAAUUUAUAUCUUCGUGAUUUUUGAAGUUACUUUCUUCAAAAUCCAAGAUUUUUAACAUACUCUUUCCUGCUAUCAUAAUCAGUCUUCUGUCUCGCAAGUUUUGGAGUUACACGAUGAAAACUCAUUGUAGAGAAAUGAUGGUCAUGGUGUUGCAGUGUAAAGUACGAGCUACGAUGUGGAAGUGUUCCAUAAACGUGCUUUGCAUGAAACAUGAUAAAACAUUAAGUACAGUAUGAGAACCUCUAUUAGUGGCCAAGCGCAGGAAUUGCCAAGCGGCCGCAAAAUAGAGGCUGUCUGUUUAAUGAGUGGCCGCUUUACAGAGGUUCUGCAUGACUUCAGUCUAUAUUAGAGAUUAAAUAGAUAACUAGGAUUUGAUGGUGCAGUUUUUAUUGUUUUUAGAGCAAUAUAUCAGUUUUAUUAUCAGUACAUUAUAAAUAAAUAUGGAAGAUAAUAAGAUACUAGCUGACUCGAUGCUUGUUAUAAUACGUUAAUCAAGCCAUUUGGCCCCAACAUUACGUGCAAUAAAUGAGAAGAUAUCGGAAUACUCUUCAAUCUGUAAAACAAAAAUAUAUUCAUGUAAAUUAAUAAAGGAUUUCUAACAA
Messenger RNA from Actinia tenebrosa (Australian red waratah sea anemone), 2263 nucleotides. RefSeq names its product bone morphogenetic protein 7. Gene Ontology annotation, cellular component: extracellular region. Lineage: Eukaryota; Metazoa; Cnidaria; Anthozoa; Actiniaria; Actiniidae. Gene Ontology annotation, molecular function: growth factor activity; cytokine activity. The record is from RefSeq and is a predicted model, not a curated record.